Callorhinchus milii (elephant shark) is the source of this 3205-nucleotide messenger RNA. RefSeq names its product zinc finger protein 385D. The transcript has 9 exons. NCBI's taxonomy places the organism in Eukaryota, Metazoa, Chordata, Chondrichthyes, Chimaeriformes, Callorhinchidae. Gene Ontology annotation, cellular component: nucleus. Gene Ontology annotation, molecular function: nucleic acid binding; zinc ion binding. The record is from RefSeq and is a predicted model, not a curated record. Bases 342 to 1595 code for a protein of 417 amino acids.
UAGCCAUGUGUUUGUGGUAAAAAAUAUCUCAUCACAAUUCAAGUUUGAUACGCCUUGGAAAAUCACCAGCAGCUUUUAACAGUUCACUGCUUACAUCCCAGAUACGGAGGUUGUUAACUUUUACAGUCUUGCUUGUCAUUGUUUGAAUCUUAUACGUUGGACUCGGUCGGUGUUUGAUUAAUACUGAGACGAUACUUGGGAAAAGAAUUGAAGCCGCUGCAUUAUUUAGGGCUGUGACCAUUUCUCGAUUCUUGGCAGCUGACGGAGAGAAUACUACCGUGCCUUCUGGCAAGAGCCGAACAAAAUGCAGCGCAUGCCAAAGCAAUGCUCUUUCUGCCUUAAUGCGGCCGGCAGUCCCAGCUAUGCAGCCUGCUUUGGAUGUUAAACCAUUUCUUCCAUUUCCACUGGACACUGCUGCUGCGGUCAGCCUUUUCCCGAAUUUUAAUGCGAUGGACCCAGUUCAGAAAGCAGUGAUAAAUCACACGUUUGGGGUUCCUCUUCCUCCAAGAAGAAAACAAGUAAUUUCAUGCAACAUCUGCCAGCUGAGGUUUAAUUCUGAUCAUUCCCAACACCACACUCGCAACUUAAGAACUUGCAAGAAACUUUCAGAAGAAAAGAGCCAAGCCGGGGCACACUACAAAGGCACUAAACAUGCCAAGAAGCUCAAAGCACUGGAGGCCAUGAAAAAUAAGCAGAAAACUGUUACUCCCAAGGACAGCGUAAAGACCACCUUCACAUCCAUCACAACCACCACCAUCACUGCCAGCUCUGAGAAAGCAGAGAGUACUCAAGGGACAGCAACAAUAUCAAAAGUGACAACGGUGGCAGCAAGUGAUAGUGUGACAACAGAAACUACCCCAACUACCCCUGGGGCAGAGAAGUCUUUCACGUCAAGUAGCUGCAACACAUCGCUUCCCAAGGAGACAGAAGAAGAAAAGGCAAAACGGCUGCUGUACUGUUCUCUGUGCAAGGUGGCUGUCAAUUCAGCCUCACAAUUGGAAGCACACAACAGUGGAUCUAAGCACAAAACAAUGCUGGAAGCUCAAAAUGGUGGGGGCCCCAUUAAAGCAUUCCCCAGACCGGGCGUUAAAGGCAAAGUAUCCACUAACAAGGGAAUUACUACUGGUCUGCAGAAUAAGACAUUUCACUGUGAAAUCUGUGAUGUGCAUGUCAAUUCUGAAACACAACUAAAACAGCACAUAAGCAGUCGAAGACACAAGGACCGAGCUGCAGGAAAACCUCCUAAACCUAAAUACAGCCCGUACAACAAACUCCAACGGGGUACCAAUGCACUUGCGGUAAGCGCAUGCAUGAUCAACACAGCUCAGGCACUUAUACCAAAACUCAUAAUGGGAAAGGUAAAACUGGCAUUUCAGAAGGAAUUUGCGAAGCCACUGACAGCUCGGAUUUUACCCAACCCUCUGGCUGCUGCUGCUGCUGCUGCUGCCGCCGUGGCUGCAAAUUCACAGUUCACUUUGCGCCCUAGCCCGGCAGCCACCUUUUUCCAAACAGCAGGCCUCCCUCCAGCCCUCCUCCGACCAGCACCUGGACCUAUACGAGCAACACACACCCCAGUCCUAUUCGCUCCUUACUGAACUGCCUCUGUGCAGGAAUGAACAUGACCAAACUGAAAAUAAUAAUAAAGUACUGCAAUAAUUCAAACAGGGAACUAUGCAGUGAUAAUCAUGGAAACAGACGGUGUUCGAAGAAACUAAGACUGCUUCUGCUGUAAUAUAGACUGAACUUUGAACGGCUGCUCCUUUGUCCAGUAAGAAGAACUAAAGCAAUCCUCCCUUAAGGAAAUUAUUACAAUCAUUAUCUGAGUAGUUUUGUUUUGUGUGUUGUAGAAAUGUACAGGGGCUGCAAGAUAUCCAUAAAAUCAGCCUUUCUACGCAGUAUUUUCAUGUAAUGUUUUCAUGUUUUGUGAAUAGUCUGUAAAUGUGCGUAAGGGCAUUAACCUAAAGUCUAUGUACAUUAAUCUCUUCCUGUACAAUGAAAACACACACACACACAAUGGGACACUGUGACUAUUGUCUUCAUUACCUGUCAUCACAGUUGCGCAGUCUGCCUCGGUGUAUCUACCCAACUAUAGGGUUGUAAACGGUGUCUUGUGAACCUGUUGCUUUAGCGCUGUGUAUCUCUAUUGUAAUAGUUUGUCAAAUAUUAUUUGCAAAUAUUAGAAGGAACGAAAUUGCAGAUGACACAAGCUUGGCUUUUGAGCAUCUCAGCGAAUUGUGUGUUCGGGAGGCUAUGUGACGGCUUUUACGAAGCUCACUCUUCUGUGUUUCUUUCUAACUUGAGAUAAAACCAGGUAUUAAACUGAAUUAAGAUGUACUGAAACUACAAUAACCACACACCUUCACGUGCAGCUCAAUUAUGCAUUUUAUAACGUAGCAUCCUUAAAUGUAAUUUUUCAUGAUAACUUUAUCAAUUUUAACUGUUUUACUUUUUAAGGUUUACCACAGCACAACUGAAUUCAUGUUUCCCCAAGCUGUUGCACUGCAUGAAACACAAUGAAAGUUUUCUUUUUGCCCCCAUGUUGACUUUUCAGUCGUAUUUUAUAUCAUGUUUACAUCCUCUGUUGUACUACAAACUACAAAUGGUUGGAUGAGUUCCAGCACUACAAUGCCAUUUCUAGAUCUUCCUUGUGCGUAACAAUGAAGCUUUUAAUGUCCUCUAGGAUAAUUCCUAAAAAAAAGAUCUGUGUUGUUACUAUGGCUGCCAUUUAUUUGUUUAGUGUUUGUCUGGGCAUUGAGUUUACACUGCAGCCUUGUAGGGUAUUUUUCAAAGAAAAACCUUUGCUAAUUGAUUUGUCGUGUUGGCUUUAACUUUCUCCCAUAAUGUCCCAUUCCUGCCUUUAUAGACCUACACUAUAAAUGUUCACAGCACAAUAAAAUUAGGGAAACAUUUUGUACAUUUUAACCGUUAAAGUCCGCGGGAUUAAUGCAGACUAUUAGUAGUUUAGCCAAGUCUAAAUUGUGAUGAGGAAAUGAAUUUUCCAUGUAAUUUCAAUAAAAGCUUUCCAAACCCUGUAUGUUUUAUUAGUGAUCACCAAGAUCAAUACCAGAAUAUGGAACUAAUAGCUCAGGACAAAAAACGUCAAAGGUAAUGUAAAAAGAAUUGUUGAAAUAGAAAAUAGUUUGUUAAUAAAGCAAGUAUUAGAAUUAACAUUAUAUAUAUCAUAAUUGCGUUUAUUAUAAUUUUG